GACGAACGAGCCCUCGCUCGGAGAAGGGCCUCGUUCAUCGUGAACCCCCGCACACCCCGCAUCUGCCGCGUACACUUGAUCGUCGCGUUUUCCCGCUAAUAAAUCGCAUUUCUCUUCGUCCUCUCUCCGCGGUCAACUCGUCGGCGAUCGUCCUCCGGAUACUCGUUGGAUCUCCCGCACGCGUCCACGCGGGAAAGAGAGGCGUCAAAUGUCGAGGUGAUCGCGCGCAUGGUGGAGUGUCAUGGUUCCGGUGAAUGGAAACAUCCGCCGAUUACGGGUAGCCUCGACUUGCGGACGGACCUUGCGUUUUCCUGCAACAUCUACGUACGCGGGUCUCCCCGACGGUUCUCCGAUGGCAGACCGAGAGGGUUGAACGGUUACAGGUGCAAACAUGCCCGGGCGGUCGCCGGCAAGGGCAUACGAGCGGCCCAUUGCGAGCGGCGGCCGCAAGCUCGCCGCUACUUGAAUGUCACCGCGGGAGGGCGCGGGAUGGGCGAGUCCUGGCUCUCGGUCCUGCUCGCUGCCACGAUGACAAUGAUGACGAUGAUGGCGGUAACGAGAGCCGAUUCAUCCUCGACGCCGUCUUUGUCGACAUCCACCCACAACGACGACGUCGUCGACUCCAAACGGACCGCCAUCGAGGAAGCGCUGGACGUAAUAGAGGCGGCAUCAACUGGCUCUCUGGGCGAGGUUUGCGUCAACUCGGCAGGGUUCAAGUCUCUCCCAGCUGGUGUCACGUUAGACCCGAGGCGUUACGACACGGCGCGUCAAAAGGUCGACAUGACGGCUAUGGUGCUGCAGAAUAUCGGGGCUGCUGAGGCGACGCGACGUAACGCUCUUUUAGAUGCUUUGACGAAAUCACUGCUCGUGUCGGUGGACGACGCCGUGGAGGCGAGGGUGAUCGCGUUAAACGCAUCUACUGGCACGGUGAUCACCGCGGUGUGGCUGAAACGCAGCCCCGGGAGCGUGGGUGAGCCCUCCAAGGUCGAGAGUCAUGCGCUACAACCAGGGUCGCAGCCGGAUUCCAACUUACCCUGGUUUGAGAACGCAGGUGGCAGCAGUGGUUUAAGGUCACCGAAAUUCAUGCAGUCACCGCCGAUUGAAUCCUACAGGGGUUGGUGGACCAUCCCGUACUUCUCCUGCAAGACUCACAGCUGGCUCAUUUCGUACAGCGUCAACGUGAAGUCGCCGGACGUUCACCCCGGGGUGCGAGAAUUCAUCAGCAUGGAUAUCGAUAUCAACGGGCUGGAGGUGAACCAGUGCGAUACGCCGAUGCAAAACCGCAAUGACAAGCUUGAAGCUCUCUCGAGUAAUCAGAUAGCUUUCUUCAAGGGCACGCACAAAUGCCACACCGAUACCACGCAAUGCGUGUACCAAGGACCUGCUAGCAGAAUGAACGGUGUGGGCGCCGGUUGGGCGAAGGGCGCUUACGUGUGCAAGUGUCGGCAAGGCUUUUACAGUACCAGUCAACACCGGGUGGGUUUCGAUGGCAUUCUGGUGGAAGCCGCUUGGAAGGAAAUGAAGGAGAACAAGAGCGACUCGUACGAGAAGGUAUUUCGAUGUCUGCGCUGUGCUCCGGGUUGCGCAAAGUGCAAAGGUCCUGAACCCUGCUUGGCGACGUACAAUUGGCCCUUCAGAAUUUCGCUGCUGGCUGUUUCAAUUUUCUGCGCGUUCGGCACCAUCGUCUUGGUGGCAUACAUGUAUCAGCAUCGUAAACUAAAAAUAUUCAAGGUUGCCUCCCCGACAUUCCUGUCCAUCACGUUACUCGGCUGCGCCUUAAUGUACCUCGAGAUGGCCGCCAUAUUUCCGGUCCUCGACAUGUAUUCGUGUAUCGCCACGAAGUGGACGAGGCACAUGGGGUUUUGUGUCUCGUACACGUCGCUGCUGAUGAAAACCUGGCGGGUCUCGCUCACGUAUCGCGUGAAAAGCGCUCACAAGGUAAAGCUGACGGACAAGCAGUUGUUACAGUGGAUGGUACCCAUCCUGCUGGUGAUGCUGAUCUACCUCGGCACGUGGACCGUCAGCGCGCCGCCCUACGCGGAAGUGAUCACGGACAACCACGGUCUGAAGUUCUACCAGUGUUCCUACAACUGGUGGGAUCACAGCUUGGCUAUCGGUGAAAUCCUUUUUCUCGCCUGGGGCAUAAAGGUGUGUUACAACGUGCGAAACGCGGAGAGUCUGUUUAACGAGGCCCGUCUGAUAAGUUACGCCAUUUACAAUAUAGCCCUGGUGAACAUUACCAUGAUGAACAUUCACCUCCUCAUAUUUCCUCGCGCCGGGCCGGAUAUCAAGUAUCUGUUGGGCUUCCUGCGUACUCAACUCUCGACGUCCGUCACGGUCUUCCUCGUAUUCGGCCCUAAAGUGAUCAGGGUAUUACGAGGCCAAGGAGACCAAUGGGACAGUCGAGCGAGAGCGCGCGGCGUCACCGCGAGCUUCUCUUUAAACGGGAUUGGAUUGGUGCCAGAGGAAACGACAGACCUGUAUCAGGAAAACGAGGAGCUCAAGGAGGAGAUUCAGAAACUAGCUGCGCGGAUAGAAUUCAUGAAGAUAGUGCACAUGGAGAUGCACAAUAGGCACGUCAAGCCGAAGAUGGGCGGUUACUUCAGCACGCACGGCCAUGGUCACGGGCAUCCAUCCACCGGUCAGAGUCCCAUCGCCAAGAGCUCGACGGCUAGCUUUAUUCUUAAACAGACAGCCGUGGAGCGAGGUGCGAGCGCGGCCGCGGCCGCGGCAGUCGAGGAUUCGACCUUUCCGUCCGGUAGUCUGCACAGAGCGCGAAGGAUGGAAAUGUUGAAGGAGAGGAAAGCGGAGAGGGAGAGGGAGCGGGAAAAGGAGCGAAACAAGGAAAAGGAGCAGAAGGAGAGGUCGCAGCAGGAAAGGCCGCAGUCGAGCGGUGAAAAGGUCUGACUAGUGGUCAAUAGCGAGGAGGUAUGGUUGUGACGAAGACAGUGUUUCGACGAGAGCGAGAGGAUGAGAAAAAUUCUAGAAAUUCGAAGGAGAAGGAAGAGAAAGAGAAAAUUGGUAAAAUUCAGAUUGUAUCCUUUAAUGGACAGGAGACUGCCCGUAUUUGUAUGAAACGCAGCCGUAAUCGAAUCACAUCGCGAUCACUGUCUUCGCGCCGUUGCGAUAGCGAUAUCUUCGUAAUCUUCGUAAUUGUAUGAUAUAUCUUGAAAUUAAAAUCUCUCUAAUGAGUCUGACGCACGCGCGGAAAGCGAAAAGCGACGACGACGGCGGCGACAGCGAGUGUUUCACGUCCCGAUUUAUUUUGUAGUAGUGAUGGCGUUGCUCCUGAAAGUACGAUAUUUUAAUUAUAAAUUUAAACUUUAAUAACGCUUUUUUUUCUCAUUGUAAAAGUACUGCACUAGAAAACGACGGAUUUAGCCACUGAAACAACGGCUAAAUGUCAAACAAAUUCUAUUUACAGCAAGAUAGAUGCGCAAAUCGCCGAGAAAUCCAACAAAAUAAUCGAGACAACCGAGCUGUCACGAAAUGCACAAAGAAUGCGCAAUGAGUUCACGAGCUGUCGUCGUUCAAGCCUUCGUUUCGCCUUCCGCAAGCGUGAUAUCGCUUCGUUGCGAGCAUUUGAUAGAAUUAUAAGGAACGCGUUUUUAUGUUUCUCUUAUCGAAUUGAUUUAUGUCCGUGAUGGCGUACGUGCGCGCGCUUUUGCCAAACAACAGCACCACUGAGAUUCCAAGUAUAUUAAUAUUCGAUAUUAAGGGCGGAACGGCCCUUUUUAAAUGUUACAUAAGCGUCAUCAUGUUUCUCGGAUUUUCAACAACGUUUCAGGCGACCUUAUCACGCCAACUGUCAGAGACAUCGUCACCUCCCGAAAGAUAUAUUUAAAUACACAUCAGAUUUGAAUGUAGGUGUUAAUUUAAGGUGGUAUUAUAAUACCAGUAAAAUAGGCGCAUAAUUUUCCAACUCGGUCACUUGACAGGUUCGAUCAAACUAAUAAACGUCGUUGAAUGCACCAGAGGAUUGAUUUUUCGUUCCGUAUAUUAAGUCCAAUUGCAUUCGCGACGCGCGAUAUUCGAUUCGACCUUUUAUUUCUGCUAUUUUAUCUGUAUCUUCUGCUCGUUUGCGAAUGCAGAGUUGCAUUUUUUUAAAUUGCGAGUAACCGACCGAGAUAGCUGCUCAUAUAACAGUUUGUAUAAAUGUUACAUGUGACAAUAAAGUUACGCGACGGGCUGUAAUAAAAGGUAAAAAAUAGCGGCUUUACUGGCAACCGUAAAGCUACUCGCAUUCGGCCCGGCAAAAGAUAAAUCAAAAAAAGAGAGAAAGAUGAAGGCGAUAGAGAUAUAAAAUCGUGCGAUUAAGACGAUUAACGGUUAAUGAGGUCUUUACCUUGUUGGUUUACACUUUUUUAAACGCUUGCGUUUUCACGAUAGACGAUUGUUAUUGUAGACGAUUGCAUAUAGUCGCGUGUUGACAACGACCGACGAAAUAUCGCUGUUCGUGUCUACGAUAUUUAGCGUACGCAAUAUCUCUGUUGAAUAUGCGACUGAUAGAGCGGAGGUGAGUGUGCGUGCGCGUUACGAGACAAAGUUAAGAGAUAUAUUUACAUUCGGUGGCGAAAGAUAUGCCGAAUAUCCCGCAACUUUCUGCAAGACUCACGUAUAGCCAUACGAGUCGAUGCAUUUUUAUUUUUAUUUUCUCGCGAUAGCACAGAAUGUUUCUCUCUUAAAAAUCACCAGACGACUCUCCUGGUACACGCACAUUCGUCUCGUAUUACGAUAAUAUUUAAUCAGCGAUUAACAAUUAACUUUGGACACUGAGAUCGUCAUGUUACUCUUGACUCCAGUCAGGAGUGAGCGAGACAAUUUUCAAACAGCGAGAAUUCUUGCAACGUGAAUGUUUCAUUUAAUCCUUCGUUUCGCGGACUUCUUUUUUCUGUGGCUGAUAAGUUAUCAUUACUGCACAUGUUUGCUACAUUAUUACACUGUAGAAGCGAAACGUGAGGAAGGUUUCUACGGUCCUCCAAGUAAAACGUAUGGCAGAUCCGUCAGAUCACGUAUUUUCACAUGAAUCACAUCGAUCACGCGAAUACAAAAUCAAACAAUACUAAUUGCUCAUUUCGUCAAUGCGAUAUGGAUGAAUCGAUACGUAUGGAAGUGCAGUAUCGUGUAGCGCAAGUUUCGCCGAUCUGAACUAAAACAGAAUUAAUUAUAUAAUAAUUUGCGAACGAAACGAAGAAUUAAUAGGGGAAUUCUCUUUGUACUCUGUCGUGUUUAUUCAAUACUUUAAGAGAGAACACAAGAGUGUCGAUUCGUCAAGAGCGGAUUGUCAAUUGGUGGGCUGAGCGCGGUGAGUCAAUUUCGGGGGUAACGGCGGCGAGUCGAGUUUAUCGCGCGAGAAGGGACCUGACCCCUUAUGGUCCCAGACCAUGGAUCGGCGUGUCCCUUGGAGCGCGACUCGCGCAGAUAGCGCGUAUUAUCCGUUGUUCGUUUAAAGGAACUAGCGUAAUCGUAAACACGAAGACUUCCAUUCCCGUUUCCCGGAUUAAGUACAAACGGCAACGCGACAUGGAUCUCGUUGCGUCGCCUUAUAUAAGCGCGAUAGACACUCUGCGCUCGAUGUAAAUCGUCAAAAUGCACUGUUGUAGCUUGUGGCGCGCGCGAUAACUCGCGAUAAGAGACGAACGCUUUCAGUGUUGCGCAUCGCGUAUGUGUGAAAAUUGCUUUGUUCUAAGAGAACCAAAGAGAGAAA
This is a messenger RNA of Ooceraea biroi (clonal raider ant), 5707 nucleotides long. Its product is annotated as probable G-protein coupled receptor CG31760. NCBI's taxonomy places the organism in Eukaryota, Metazoa, Arthropoda, Insecta, Hymenoptera, Formicidae. The record is from RefSeq and is a predicted model, not a curated record. Gene Ontology annotation, molecular function: G protein-coupled receptor activity. Gene Ontology annotation, cellular component: membrane. Gene Ontology annotation, biological process: G protein-coupled receptor signaling pathway.